ACCAUAACCGUAUUUAGGUUUAUGGCUCAGUGCUUUAAAACCCUGAGUAGGUAUUGUUGGGAUACAAAUGCCAACUCAUAACAGAGAUAAAGUAUGGUUUUAUUUUAUCUCUGUUAUGCUUUCAAUAGAAAGAAGAUGCACAACAUCCCAGAUGAGCAUCCUGCAGCAGAGUAGUAUGUAAAGUAGAAAAGAUGACUACAAGCAAGAUAUUUGAGAAUGAGGCUGGGAGGACCAGAAGAGAGAUGGAGUGCUGUUUUGUUGCAACAGUAAAAGCUGCAAACGCAUAUUCACAUAGUUACAAAAGAAUACAGAGUGAAACAGAAUAUAUAAUCUUUUUGGGGUGAUUAAAUAACCUUUUUUUCCAUAGAGGAACAUUUUUAAAAUCGAGAAAAUCAUCCUUCGUAAUGAAACCGUUGUUUAUCUUUUUUGGGUUAUCUUAAUAUUCUGAAGUCAUUUCCAAAGAGAGUAUGAGUCAGAGGGGACUUUUGGCAGGAAACGUAGAGUAACAGCCUUGCAGCUGUCUUAUUUACUUCCUGAAAAAGUAAGGUAAUAUAUUUGCAAAGCCCUCAAGGGAGAGAGAACCAAAUACUGUAACAAGAUCAAGUAAGUAAAUGUUUAUGUGAAAUGAGCUUAGAGGAAUGGAGUAGAUCAGAAGCUGUGUAUCAGAAGCCUUACAAGAGCCAGUUGGACUUUUUCUAUCAAUAUGUGUGGAUCAUUGACUGUAACUUGGGUUGCAAAGAAGAAGCUGCGAAGAGACUAGCUUCCUGUGGAGGUGUGUGGGACCAAACACCAACUGGCCUGUGUAUAACGAUGACCAUAAUCCUGCGAUUGCAAGGCCUGGAUGUGAAGGCAGGUUCAGAAGAUAUAAGGGCAUUCUUUAAAUGCCUUCACAUACCUGAUGGUGGGGUGUACAUAGUAGGAGGAAGUCUCAGAGAGGCUUUUAUUGCAUUUACCAAUGAAAGAGAUGCCCAGCUUGCCAUGCAGUACUCGGGAAAUCAGCUCAAAGGGUCUAAGGUGACUCUACACAUAAGCAGCAUGGAGGAGCUGGAGCACAAAUUAGAGUCACUGAUUAAGAAGAAGAAAGCCUCCCCCACCCAAUUGACUGUGAAGAGACCUCAGCCAUCACCAGAUGCAAAUCUGCCAUCUUUGAAUGCGUCGCCUCAUGAUCCCAGUGCUGCAGAUCCACCACCUUCUACCGCACGGCCACUUGAUCCCCGCACUGCGAAUCUGCCACAGCCUCUGUAUCCCAAUACUGCAAAUCUACAAACUUCAGUUGUGAACUCACUUGAUUCCAAUACUGCCUUUCUUCUUGGGAUUUGUACUGUCCUUCAAGGCCUCCAGUCCUCCCAUAAAAGAGAAAACAACGAUGCAGGGCCAAGAGUUGAUAUCCCCAAGGCUGACAGUACAGUUGUAGUGUCUGAGGUGGGGAGGACACCAGAGCUAAAUCUAAACUCAGGGCCCAGCUACGUCAGGCUUUUUGGUCUGCCAGCCUCAACUACAAAAGAGGACAUCUGUCAUUUUUUCAAAGGGCUGGCAGUACAAGAGGCCAUAGUGAACGUAAAGUUGGGACUUAGCCAUGGCUGCCUUGUGAAGUUUGCAAACAUGCAGGAUGCGUGUGAUGCUCGUCGUUUCAACCAACAGUCACUGGGCCCCAACUGUGUGGAGGUACGUGGAGCCACUGAAAGGAUGUGGACCAGUGCGCUGCAAGAAUGUGAAUAUGCAUUUGAUGAUGGGGAGUGUGAGAAACCCCACCAAAACCCUCUUAGGGAAACUGUAAACCACAAACAAGAAUCCACUUCCGCGCUGCCAAUGAAGAGGCAAUCUGUCAUCUGUUUGCCAUAUAAAUCACCAAAAAAGCUAAGACCAGACUUUGACUCAGCAACUACCUUAUCACCAACUAUGGAGUACAUUGCCAUGGUCAGUAAUCUACCCAAAAAGAUGACCAAAACUGAAAUAAAAGAAUUAUUUGGAUGUCCAAAUAUUGCACAUAAAAAUGUACUCCAUCUUCUUGACAAGGAAGGCAACAGAACAGACACAGCUUUUCUUAUUUUUAACCGCAUUGAGGACUAUGACUAUGCACUGAAUCUCACUGGGUGCCAUGUGGGCUCUGAGGCCAUUGUAGUAUCAUCAAUCACUAAGGAGAAGAUGAGGGACAUGAUGACCAAGACCCAUCCCAGGAGGCUGAAGCAUUGUUUGAGGACGAACACAAACAAGAAACCGUAUCGAAAGAGGAAAUCAGAUCCAGUUGAGACACCAGAAGAAACACCAAGCAUGAACCCAGAUUCAGCUGCACAGACAUGCCUGUUUGUUAGAAACAUGCACAAAGAUGUAAAGAAAAGUCAAAUAAAAAGCCUUUUCUGGAAAUACAAACUGAGGAAGGAUAAUAUCAUCUUACUACAUGACAGUGAUGGUAAGGGUAUUGGUGAGGCUGUGGUUCAGUUUAAGUCACAGAAGCUUGCAGCUCUGGCUCAUGGGCUCCACGGUCAGGACUUCCUGGGGACACAAGUGCUUCUUACCUGCAUAAAUGUGAAGCAGAUGGAGGACAUCUUGGCAAGAAGUUGAACAUUAAUGCUCCAAUGCAGACACAGUGGCCAAAGACUGAUUCUGAGAUCUUAAUUUUCCCUUCAAGAUGAUUGUCAAACUUUUUCUGCAGUGUCAACCUACUGACUUAUUGAAUGUUUAAUUUUAAAUCAAAUGUCAUUACGUUUGGUAAUUGCCGCUAAAAACCCCUUCACAUUCUCUCUGAACAUUCUGUAUAUUUUAAAAAUAAAUUGUGCUUAAACACUG
Molecule: messenger RNA, 2787 nt
Organism: Xiphias gladius (swordfish)
Lineage: Eukaryota; Metazoa; Chordata; Actinopteri; Istiophoriformes; Xiphiidae
Gene: rbm12ba
Product: RNA binding motif protein 12Ba
Exons: 2
Coding region: 625-2562 (645 amino acids)
Biological process (GO): regulation of RNA splicing
Cellular component (GO): ribonucleoprotein complex; nucleoplasm
Molecular function (GO): RNA binding
Source: RefSeq, a predicted model, not a curated record